Molecule: messenger RNA, 662 nt
Organism: Eucalyptus grandis
Lineage: Eukaryota; Viridiplantae; Streptophyta; Magnoliopsida; Myrtales; Myrtaceae
Product: RING-box protein 1a
Exons: 5
Coding region: 75-473 (132 amino acids)
Biological process (GO): protein ubiquitination; ubiquitin-dependent protein catabolic process
Cellular component (GO): cullin-RING ubiquitin ligase complex; nucleus
Molecular function (GO): ubiquitin protein ligase activity; cullin family protein binding; zinc ion binding
Source: RefSeq, a predicted model, not a curated record
UUCCAACAAAAGUACAACUCCGCCUCGGGUCAUAAAUUCCCCAAGCCCGCGUUCCUCAGUCAAAUCUCCAAGCCAUGGCGACCCUGGACUCCGACGUGCCGAUGACCCCUGCCGGCGAGGGGUCCAGCAGCGCCGCCGCCGCCGCCCCUCCUCCUCCUCCGUUGUCCUCCUCCUGCUGCUCGUCGUCGUCGUCGAGGAAGCCGAAGCGGUUCGAGAUCAAGAAGUGGAACGCCGUCUCGCUCUGGGCCUGGGAUAUCGUCGUGGACAACUGCGCUAUCUGCAGGAACCACAUCAUGGAUCUUUGCAUUGAGUGCCAAGCUAAUCAGGCGAGCGCGACCAGCGAGGAGUGCACGGUCGCUUGGGGAGUUUGCAACCAUGCAUUUCAUUUUCACUGCAUCAGCCGAUGGCUCAAAACUCGUCAAGUGUGUCCAUUGGAUAAUAGCGAAUGGGAAUUUCAGAAGUAUGGUCAUUAGAGCCUCCUAUUGGACAUCCUUUUGCUGCUAUUUCGAUACUGCACUUAAGUCGGAAGGCACUAUGUGUUGAGCUGUCGAAACAUUUGACUUUCAGCCCUCUAACUUCCCCCCUCCCCCUGUUACAGUUUCAUUGAAUGGAGAGUGAUCAGAAAACAUGAUUUGCAGUUAAUGCGAUUCUCUCUCUCUCUC